GCAACUGGGAGCUCUUGGCAGUCACCAUGAGGACGCUGGCUCUGUUCUGCUGCUGCAUGGCUUCUCUCCUGCUCUCAGGGAAAGCAGAACUGCAAGUCUCUGCCUCGGGUGGCACAGAAGAUGUUGCCAAAUUGUUGGAGAAUCAAUUCUCAGCUGGAGAUCCAAGUCUAGAGGAGGAGAGGGCACUUUAUGCAGACCCAGUCCCUCCAGAGAAGAACCUGCAGCUCCAUUAUACAGAUGGCAGUGAGGCUGAGAAUUGGGAGAGGAGAGAGGCUGGGGGGGAGCCCGGGCCCCCUGCUGAUGCUGAAAGCCACCACAGCCCAGCUUCUGAUCCUGAAGCCAAUACCUCUGUCUUAGAGUCAGCUCUGCCUUGGGAAGCUGCUGACAAGGCUGGAGCUGGAAGGGAAGAAGAAGCCCCUGCAGAAGCAGGUGCUCUUCCUGAAGAAGGAAAAGGGGAUUCUCUGGAGGAAAAUCAGCAGGAACUUAUAGAGGGAGAUGGUGCAGGAGGGGAAGAGGCAGAGGCUAGCUCUGAAGAAGGAAAAGGAGGACCCGUGGAGGAAAAGCAGCAGGAACUCAUAGAGGGAGGUAGUUCAGAAAGAGAAGAAGGGGUAGGAGAGGUUGUGACGGAGGGAGGCUUGGAAUUUCCUAGUGCAGGAGAGGCUGGAGGCCCAGCUGAAGGGGAAGAGGGGACCAUUAAAGAGAUAGGAGAGGUCCCAGGAGAAGAGGAAACAUCAGCAGUAGAACCUGAGCCCUCUCCCAGUUCAGAGCAUGAGGGUGAGAGAGAACAUGGAGACCAAGAAGCCUCAGAAGCCCCAGGAAGCAUGGAGGCAGAAAUGACACAGGAAAAGGAGUUACCCAAGGCUGAGGACGAUGCAGAGGGGCCUGAGAAAGGAGAACAAGAACUGGAGGCUGAGGCAGAAAUGACUGAGGCUCAGGGAGAACCCCAGGGAAGCUCUGAGGUAGAUCAGAACUUAGAGAGCUCAGCCCCAGCCAAGGCCAGUGGCAAGACAGAAGACACUGAGAGCUCUGGUGCAGGGCAGGAGGCUGAGUUGCUCUCUGCGGAAGGUCAGACAUCACUGAUAGUUAGCCAAGAGCUGGAGGAGGCAUCUUCUGAGGAACAGAAAGAGGAAGAGGAAGGAUACCAGUCUGAUGAGAAGUCUGAAGAAGAUGCUGGGGAAGGCAGCUCAGAAGAAGGAGAGGUUUCUGAGGAAGUUACAGCUGCCCAGGAAGAGCCAGGAGCCACAAGCCAUGAGGAUGAAGAAGCCAAACCUGGCCCAGAGAAAGCAGCUUCAGCUCCUGAAGAUUCAGAAGGUCCAGGUUCCCCAGGCAGGUGUCAGGAAGAGACAGAGGAUGUAAGUGAAGCACCUGUAAGGGACCGUUCUCACAUAGAGGAAACCCUGAUGCUGAAAGAGGACAAGCCAGCUGAUGACUUUUCAGGGGUGAUGCAGCGGUUAAGAAAGAUCUACCAUUCUUCCAUCAAACCCCUGGAGCAGUCCUACAAGUACAAUGAACUGAGGCAGCAUGAGAUUACAGAUGGGGAGAUCACUUCCAAGCCAAUGGUACUUUUCUUGGGACCAUGGAGUGUUGGCAAAUCCACCAUGAUAAAUUAUCUCCUUGGGCUUGAAGAUACUCGUUAUCAGCUCUACACAGGUGCUGAGCCCACCACUUCUGAGUUCACAGUCCUCAUGCAUGGCCCUAAGCUGAAAACCAUCGAGGGCAUUGUCAUGGCCGCUGACAGUGCUCGAUCUUUCUCACCCCUUGAAAAGUUUGGUCAGAACUUCUUGGAGAAGCUGAUUGGCAUCGAAGUCCCUCACAAACUUUUGGAGAGAGUCACUUUUGUGGACACACCGGGUAUCAUUGAAAAUCGCAAGCAGCAAGAACGAGGUUAUCCAUUCAAUGAUGUGUGCCAGUGGUUCAUUGACAGAGCUGACCUCAUCUUUGUCGUCUUUGACCCAACCAAACUAGAUGUGGGUCUGGAGCUAGAAAUGCUCUUUCGCCAACUAAAAGGUCGUGAAUCCCAAAUAAGAAUAAUAUUGAACAAAGCUGACAAUCUGGCCACCCAGAUGCUCAUGCGGGUUUAUGGAGCCCUCUUUUGGAGCUUGGCCCCUCUCAUUAAUGUCACAGAACCCCCAAGAGUUUAUGUCAGCUCCUUUUGGCCCCAGGACUACAAACCUGACACUCACCGAGAGUUAUUCCUCAAAGAAGAAAUCUCCCUCUUGGAAGAUCUGAAUCAAGUGAUUGAGAAUAGGAUGGAGAAUAAGAUUGCCUUCAUUCGUCAGCAUGCCAUCCGGGUACGCAUUCAUGCUCUUUUGGUUGACCGCUAUUUGCAGACCUACAAGGAUAAAAUGACUUUCUUUAGUGACGGAGAGUUGGUCUUCAAGGACAUUGUGGAGGAUCCAGAUAAGUUCUACAUCUUCAAGACCAUUCUGGCAAAGACCAAUGUCAGCAAGUUUGACCUCCCCAAUCGUGAGGCCUAUAAGGACUUCUUUGGCAUCAAUCCUAUCUCCAGUUUCAAGCUGCUUUCUCAGCAGUGCUCCUACAUGGGAGGAUGCUUUCUGGAGAAGAUUGAAAGGGCCAUCACCCAUGAGCUCCCCAGUCUCUUGGGAAGCAUCGGUUUGGGGAAGAAUCCAGGUGCUCUCAACUGCGACAAAACGGGGUGUGGUGAAACCCCAAAGAACCGCUAUAGGAAACCUUAAUGCUGUGGAGUUUAACUGGUUCUUGUGUUUCUAUUGGUGAAUGAGCUUGUGUCUUAUGUGUAUGAGAAGCCCCGGUUUAUUAACCCUUUGAGCCAAACUGGUAAGAGCUAGUGUACAAUGGAGGGCUUGGAGUUAAUGGAGGCCAAUUGUGGGGAAAGGUGCAAGGGCCUAGUAAAGAGAAUGGAAACUGUGAAUUAUAGACCUUUUUGUAUUUGCUAUUUCAAUUAGGAGGCCCCAUUUUCCCUAUGAGCAAAAGCAGAAAAAUAUAAUGUACGGUAUAUAUAGUUGCUUUCCCUUGGCAUUGACUUGAGAGUCAGAGGACAGUUUGCAUACACUGAAAAAAAAAAAGUUGAUAUUCAAAUACAAUAGAGGCAAGUGAGAUUCUUCUUCCUGAAAAACUGGAGAAAGAGUCAGGAUAGUGGCUAGAGAAGGGGAUCCAUGACCCUUUCCCUCAAGGCAACUCCAGGACUUGGCUCAAAGGUCAAAUAUUGGCUUUAUUUUUUCCACCCUGACCUUUAUCAGUCUUAAAAUUGAGAAGGAAUAUCAUCCUUUUUCUAGCAUCAGGAAGUAUAGAUGCCUAGUGAUCAACUUUUGGGUUGGCCAUGGGCAAGAAGAGGAUAGUCAGCGUCUGACCCAUUAAGGAGUUUGGAUACAAGGAUUGAUCCCAUGUGCAAAUCCAGCUCCAGAGCUUGUUGUCUUCUUCCCUCAGGCCCCCUAUCACAGGUUCUCUGGGCACCUCAUGCAUUAGGUGAGGGAAGAGAAGCUCCCUAGGGUAGUUGGGGAUCCCUUCCCCAAGCACAGACCGCUUCUCAAUACAACCCAACACCCAGGCCCACCGUGAAGCCUAGUUUUUCUAUCAGGCUAGAGAGGAGACUGGGCAGUCAGUGUAUGCAAGUCGUUCGCUACAUGCCAUUCUUGGAUUACCAGUCAAGCGAAGGCGUGAGGAGAGCUCAGAGGGUUAAUAGGUUUGCAGUGCGUCCUUGUCUUUUGCAUGUUUUGGAAGAGACAGCUAACUGAGGCCCGUGGGCCUCCAAGCAGAUGGCAGGGGUCUUGCUCCUUCUUCAUUAAGGACUUUUUGUGAAUUGAUCUCUUGUAAGUUUUGGAGGAGACAAGCUCCAUGUUCUGUCUGUGGGGGCUGUUGGGGAAAGAGUGAUGUCUUCUGUGUGGUAGUUUCUCUGUCUUUCUUUUGUCCUGCCCUCCACACCCCCUGAUGCACCAACAUCCCGAAUUAGGAAUGAUUGCCUUUGACUUGGAAAGCACUCAAAGUCAGAACCAAGACCAGCUCUUCAUUCAUCUCAAUAGCAGCUUCAUGCUGAUGUCCAGUUACGGCCAGCAUGUGACAGGGCAUGUGGGAAAGCUAUGGGCUAUGGAUAGAAAUGUGUGUAUAAAUCCGUGUGCAUGUGUGUGUGCUGAUGGACAUAAUCAUGUAGUAGAGGAUGUAUAGACAGACCUUUUUUGUUGAGAAAAUACUGCCUGCUUGGUUGGCCCCGAGGACGUCCGGGGGCCGAGGCAGAGAGGAGGGCAAGCUCUCAGAGCAGAAGGAAGCAGCCCUUAGAUGAGAUAAUAUUUAGGGUGGUAAGCGAUGCUGGGGACCUGUCAUGUGGACCAUCAUGCUAAAUCAAUGGGCCAGCCCUGUUUCUGGGGCAGAUAGUGGGGUUUUCUCUGCCUCCAAGCCAGAGUUCACCUACACCCGAGAAAAAGGGAUAGAAAAAAAACUUUGAUGGGCUAGAAAGGGAUGGUUGAGAGGGUGAGACAGUGGAAGCCAUUUGAUAUGGCAGGUUUGGAGCCCAAGGAGCUGGGUUCAAAUUGUGCCUCAGAUGCUGACUGCCUAUGUGACCUUAAGCAAUUUCCCCGAGUUCCUUUAGCUUCUUUAGCUAGAAAAUCAGGGUGUUGGACUGGAUGGCCUCUGAGGUCUUUUUAAACUCCGGAUCUAUGGUCUGAAUGGACAGAAAAGUGGCCUCUGUUUGGGACCUGGUUAGGUCUGGUUGGGAGAACAGUCAUUGUGGGAGUGGCCCAUUUUCAGAGGGGUAUCUCAGUAGUGGUUAUUGCUUUUGGCUUUUCCAGGGCUGGGGUAUGGGUGUGGACAUAGUGGUGUUGAAAGGAGGUUGAAGCUAUUCCAAAGAAAAUAAUACAUUUCUGAAGUCCCUAGAAACUUUACAGUUCCCCAGUAGCCACCUUGGUCAAUCUACUUGGACGUGUCAGCCUUGGGGUUGGAUCUGAGGGCAGGAGCAGAGGGAGAAGGGCAGGGAAAAUGCCUGGCAGAGGACAGGCAGACCAGAGAGGAAGUCCCUGCUCAGUCCAAAAUUGAAAUAGCUUUAGCCAGAAAAGCAGGGGGGGGCAUCAAGACAAAUGGUGACUCCAAACAAAGAGAAAGUUUGGAAUUUGCCCUAGACUUUCUUCUCAGACUUCUUUAUUCUAAUGCUCUCCUCCCUUUAUGAGCCCCUUCCUUCUCCCUCUUUGUCUCUCUAGCUUAUAAGAUAACAGGAAACUUCCCAGUGUAACAGUUUUGCUCACUAUGGAAGCUGAGGCAACAAUAAAUAAAUAAAUAAUGACAGAACUGUCUAGGCCUUGUCAUAGCUAUGGAUGUCACUGUUGUUCUUUUUUUUUUAGUAGAAUAAGGCUAAUAAUAAAAUUCCUACACUAUUUAUACUUCCAAAGGCUACAUGAUCAAUGUGUUCUUUUAUAUCUUCCCACCUGCCCCACCUUCUAUCUUUAUUUUUUCUUUAUUCCACUUCUUUUUCAUGUCUUUAUUUUCCCUUUCCUUCUCUGUGUUCUGUCACUUUCCUACUAGGCCAUUUAAUCAGUCUCUACAUUUUUAUGGAGUCCUUGCUAGAUACCUGGUACUCUGCUUGGCAAGGUGGGGUGAGAGAAGGCUGGGCUUUGAACAAAAUUUUAACCCUUCUUUGGAUGUCAGGAUACAGAGAAAACCAGAAGUAUCUUCUGGAUCUUGUCCUUUUCCAAUGUUCAUUCAAUUCAAUUCCAUAUAACACACACUUAUUAAAUAACUACUAUGCAUAAGGCACCCUUUCCUCCCUAUUGCAUGGGUUGUUGGUAGGACACAGAAUCACACAGUUCUUAGAUAACUACAAAAAUUAAUUUAGUUGUUUUAUUUGAUAUGUGAUUUUUGCCUAAAGACCAGUCAGUUGACAUGCUACUAGAAGAAUUGAACCAAAAGGAAGAAUAAGAGGGAGGCAUCCAAUUCAUUGGGUGAAUACUCUGAGGAGAAUUUAUAGAAAGACAUUGAUGGGAACUGUACAAGAUGAGGUGUGGAGUGGUUGUGAUUGGCAACUACCCUUCUUCACACAGAUGAAAUGUGGGAGUUAAGGCUAGAUGCUGUCUCUGGAUUACAUUCAGGGAAAAGCUUUGGUUGGGUGCUGAUCUCUUGUUAACACCUUGUGUCUUCUGGUGGCAGUUCAGAAGGGCUAUUAAUUUCUCUUUGAAAAAAGGUGGUCCAGUCUAGUUAUUCCUAAAUUAUUGGGCUGUUUGGGUAGAAAUCUCAGUGGACAGGCCAAGCUCUCAGCAGAAUUGUGAAUUUAGAAGUUUGUUUUUAGGAAACUUUCUUCUCUCCCAUACCACUCCACUCUCUCCCCUCUUGGUUCCACCUCAUCAAUUGCCUCUUCUGUAUGACAAUUCUCCUGGCCCUGCUAUCUGCUAGCUAAUUCUUAUUAGGGUAUUAGCUGAUAUCUUUUAGGUGUUCCACUUCCUUGAGACAUUUGCAUUCUAGUUGCUUGAAAAAGUCUUCCAGACCAAAAGGAAUUAAUUUCUAAUGGUGGAAUUUCAGGCACUGUGACAGGUUGGGGAAGAGAUUACUGGGAAGGGAACCUGCCCCAAAUACCUCAAAUCAGACCCAGUAGGCAGUCACCCACUCUUCCUGUACAGAAGGUCAUCCCUUCUAGUGGUAACUGUGUGCAGCUGAGUCAGAAGUUCCUGCCUAUGAUGGGAACAUACAAGGAGCAUCAAUUCUCAUUGACUGCCUCAGAUGGUAAUUAUUCUAAGCCAUACUAUGGAGAGUCUGGCUAAACUAGUGUAUUUGAUUUUAAAAAAUUAGCCUGUGAUCCACAGUCCUAAAUUCCUAUCAGUGGUGUUUAGGCAAGAAUCCCAUAUUGCUCCAUCCUAAGAGAGACACCCAGGAAGCUGAAGAGGAAAGAGCAUUGCAUUUGAAGUCAAAGGACCCGAUUUCAAAUUGACUCUGCUACUUGCUCUCUGUGUAACCUUGGGCAAGUCACUUUACCUCUAGGGGACUCAGUUUCUUCAUCGAUAAAAUGAAGUGGGGGGGUGGAUUAGAUAGUCUCUUAGAUCCUUUUCAGCUUUAAAUCCUAUGAUCCAUGAUGGACUGGGGUAAAGUCAUAGUAUUUUACAGGUAUUGUGUAUGACAACCACUUAAAUAAAAUUACUUAUUUGGCAAACCCA
Molecule: messenger RNA, 7106 nt
Organism: Monodelphis domestica (gray short-tailed opossum)
Lineage: Eukaryota; Metazoa; Chordata; Mammalia; Didelphimorphia; Didelphidae
Gene: SRL
Product: sarcalumenin
Molecular function (GO): GTP binding
Source: RefSeq, a predicted model, not a curated record